This is a messenger RNA of Daucus carota subsp. sativus, 775 nucleotides long. RefSeq lists its product as uncharacterized. The coding region runs from base 72 to 452 and encodes 126 amino acids. The record is from RefSeq and is a predicted model, not a curated record. NCBI's taxonomy places the organism in Eukaryota, Viridiplantae, Streptophyta, Magnoliopsida, Apiales, Apiaceae. The transcript has 2 exons.
UGUCAAGGUCUUGAUAUCUAUAUAUAAGACUAAACAAGACUCUGCCAUAUGCCACAUAUCUGCAGAAAGCAAUGACGAUACCUGCAGCCAAGAUUUUCUUCUGUUUAUCUGUAUUGGCUUUCUUAGGAACUCAUGCAAGAACUUUACCAGAAGAUCCAUCUAUAAAUCAGUAUGACAUGAUUACAAGGACGACAGCAGCUCCAUCUCCUCCAGAUGUUGCACCUCCACAUAUUCCGACAAAUGCAUAUGAGAAAUGGAAUGCAAUCUUUGCUAUUUAUGGCAGGACAGAAGCAGAUCCAUCAAAUCCUUCCCUUCAAGUUGCACCUCAACAGCUUAGGAGCUCAAAUUAUGAUGCUACUGCUCUUUCACACCAGGAAAUCAUCAAGCGGCCAACAUUACUAGCACCUCCACCUCCUCGUGUUGCACCUCCGCAUGUUCAGGCAAGUGCCUAAUGUUCCAGCCGAAGUUUAUGCAACCAGAGUGCUGCAGCUACAUAAAUCCUUUUAAAGAAUGUAGUACUGGAGAUCUUUAACAUUUGAGGUUAUUACAAAACUAGUUUCCUAUCAAGUUGGGGAGAAAACGUUCUGUUUCUUUCAGUGUUUGUACGGCCCAAACUUAUGUGUAAUAUUGUUGCAUGGGCAUGCAAUAUUUGCAUUGUGGUCUUGUGUGGUGGUCCUGGUGGAUGGCUGAAUGUGAUUGUAACUUCCAAGUUUAUACUUUUAGCAUAUUCGAGCACAAAAAUUUAUUCUGAAAUGAAACCAAUUAUAUCCGGUUA